Messenger RNA from Armigeres subalbatus, 853 nucleotides. RefSeq names its product cytochrome c oxidase subunit 4 isoform 1, mitochondrial-like. Lineage: Eukaryota; Metazoa; Arthropoda; Insecta; Diptera; Culicidae. The transcript has 3 exons. Gene Ontology annotation, biological process: mitochondrial electron transport, cytochrome c to oxygen. The record is from RefSeq and is a predicted model, not a curated record. Bases 165 to 698 code for a protein of 177 amino acids.
UUUGAAUGUGUGCAUGUUGAAUUUUGACAGAACUCGUACCGUCGGUCGCCGCCGUCUCCGCUUAUGGUUGGUCUGUUUGCUUAGUGGACGCAAGUAGUGGUGAUUUUUCUUUCUGCAUUUUCGAUUCGGUCAUAAGUUUUCGCGAAGCAACAACACAGAUCGCAAUGGCCAACGUGAACCUGGCUUCGGUGGUGCUCCGCAACGCCCUGCGGCAGAAGAUGGGCGUUCGCUUCUCGCAUGACAUGAUUACCCAGAAGAUCGGCAAACGAGAGGUAGUGGGCCACGGCUGGAACGGGCUUCCCGUGUACGCGGACCGUGUCGACUAUCCGAUGCCGGCGAUCCGUUUCAAGGAAGUGACCCCCGACGUUCUGGCCCUGCGCGAGAAGGAAAAGGGUGACUGGAAGAAACUGUCCAUCCAAGAAAAGAAGGCCCUGUACCGUGCCUCGUUCUGCCAAACCUUCGCCGAAAUCAAGUACCCUACCGGCGAGUGGAAGCUGAGCGUCGGAUUGAGCCUGAUUGCCAUCUCGAUGAGCAUUGGCGCCAUGUUGCUGAUGAAGGCUUUCGUGUACGACGCCAUUCCGGUCACCUUCGACGAGGAGCACCAGAAGGCUCAGCUCAAGCGUAUGUUGGACCUGGGUGUUGGCAACAUCACCGGUCUGUCAUCCAAGUGGGACUACGAGAACAACAAGUGGAAGUAAACCGCUCUGCGUUGUGAAUGAAAGAGUGAGGUGUUUAGUUGGUAAUCGUGUAUUAUAAUAAAACUUAAAUUGGCACCAGCUAGGAACGUACAUUGCGCUACAAGCCACUUUCCCCGGAGGCUGAUCAAUAAAUGAUGGAGAAAAAUCAUACCUAA